GGCUGCGAGGCCCCAGUGAGCGCCCAGCCACCAGCCAGCGGAGAGCGGUGAUGCGCCAUGCUGUCCUACAUGCUGCCGGUGGAGGAGAAGCCGCCGCUGCCCAAGAACAUGCAGCUGCAGCUGGAGCUGCGCGGCGUGCGCGCCAGCGCCACCGACAGUAGCGUCAGCACCACCAGCAGCUCCGCCGACACCAACACCAGCACCAGCGCCACGGCCACGGCGGGCACGCCCACGCCCACCGCCGACCCCGCGCCGGCGCCGCCGCCCGCCAAGACGCACCGCAACAAGCUCGUCGUCAACGGCACCAAGCACCCCCCGCUCAAAAGGGUGUCCUUCGGCAGCUCCAAGGGCUCUAUGGUGGAGACGCUGAUCUACGAGAGCCCUGUUCAGGAGGAGCCGGAGGCGAGCCCCAUCCUGGAGGACGCGACCCCUUUCCCGGCGGACGCCGACUCCGAAUCGGAGCCGAGCAAGCGAGUGCGGGUGACGUUCUUCGAGUCGCUGCGGCCGCUGGUGGUGAGCUCGCCGUCGCCGGAGCCGAACGCAGACCUGGUGGAGCCGGCGCCGCUGCAUGCGGCCACGCCCCUCGCCGUAACCAUGGCCACCGCCGUCGCCGAGCACACGACCGUCUACACGCGCCAGGAGAGCACGGACAGCGGCUGGGACAACCCGUUCCGCCCGGAUGGCGACCUGAGCCGCGAGGCAGAUGAGAUAGUGGAGCUGAUCAAGGGCGGCAAGCCCAUCACGCCGACGCCGGGCAGCACGGCGCCGCAGCUGCCGGAGCCCGCCGCUGCCGCCAGCGCCAUCGCCGGCGACGGCAAGGCGGCGGCAGCAGCGAACGCCGACGGCGCGCAGUCGCCGCAGCUGCAGCAGCAGCAACAGCAGCUGCAGGCCGCCAGCCCCCAGCUGGCCGCCAAGCAGGCGUCGCCGCUGCAGCAGCAGGUGGCCAACAGCAAGCCCGCCGCGGGCGCCGGCGCCAACGGCAAUGCCCCCGGGGCCGCCGCCAACGCCGCCCCCGACAGCAAGCCGGCGGCGGUCGAGGUGCAGCGCGGCACUGUCGUCCAACCCAGCGACGCCUCCCAGGUGGAGCACGUCGUCAUCAAGAAGAAGCCCAAGUGCAAGUGCUGCGUCAUACAGUAGACGGCCGACCGCCUCCACCAUCCACUCGAAUCGCACUGCACGGAGUGAACAUUUGCGAUGGCUUUCUCGUCACUUCUCCCCGGUCCACUAAACUUUUCACGAAUCUCGCUAAACGGACAAAACCAUCCGCGCUUCGGAAACGAGUAUUUGACGGACGUAGCAAUUCGGAGAGCUUACGUAUGCGAGAAUUUAAAAUUUCGUUGCAGACCGUUCCGUCAGAGAGCAAAUUUUUAAGCGUACGACUAACAAUAUUUCCAUUUUGAAUUCUUCUCCAAACGACACAAGAUUACAAGAGUUAUUACCACUUCAGUUUCAUUAAAGGGUUUUUACAAAUAAGUGCAUCACAUUGUCAAACACAAUUUGCUGCAGAGAAAUUUUUUUUUAAAAUAAAGUUUGACCAUCAGUUCUCGAUGAAUUGUAUAAUAAGAAACUGACCAGUAGAAACAUAACUGCACUUCCCACUACACUAUCAGAAUAGAGAAAACUUAAAAAAAAAAUAAAAAACAAAUAACACGCAAAUGUUCACUGCCACACUGAGGACCAUUAUCUGCUGUUU
Messenger RNA from Schistocerca americana (American grasshopper), 1693 nucleotides. RefSeq names its product translation initiation factor IF-2-like. Bases 58 to 1137 code for a protein of 359 amino acids. Lineage: Eukaryota; Metazoa; Arthropoda; Insecta; Orthoptera; Acrididae. The record is from RefSeq and is a predicted model, not a curated record. The transcript is spliced from 4 exons.